CUGUGAAGACUCUCCCUACCAGCCCUCCUGGGAAGCCUGUAACAGCUACUGUAGAUUCAUCAGCCAUCACGCUCACCUGGGAGAGUCCAACUGUGGUUGGAGAAGGAGUCAUUAUAAGUGAGUAUAAGGUGGAAUAUAAAGAGGAGUCCAGAGAUAUGAGUCAUGAAGGGAAAGACGAAUGGAUAGACCAAAGAACAGAAGAGAAAACCGAGUUCUGUAACGUUUAUGCGCUGAGGCCUGAGACGCCCUACAGAUUCCGAGUGUCGGCUGUGUGUGCGGACGGAGCUGUGAGUGACCCAAGUGAGGAGAUUUCCAUUUCAACAGUGAAGGUCUGGGCAAAUCUCCCAGUAACAAGUCUGGCCUCUGUGGAGAACGCAGCCAUUGAGAUGCCGGCUCUGGGUCGUCCUUUCCAGCUGGGGAUGCUGUACGAUUGCCGCACAGACUCCAUCAUCCCAGGUAUCACACUAUUGGACAGUGCGGCUCUUAGAAAGGACGUGGAUAUGCAAAAACAAUACAAGACUGAAUUUCAGGUUAUUGCAUCUGACACCAUUGCGGCUAAGGCCUCUGCACUCCUUGCUGGUGAAUCGCUGAAGGCCAGUUUCCUGUGUGGUUUAGUUGAAAUGACUGGAUCUGCUGUAUAUUUAAGUGACACCAGGAAAUCCAGACAUCAGGCCCGAGUGACUCUCCAAUACAAAAUGACAACGAGGUCUGAGCAUCUGACAAUGAGCCAUUUAGGACAGCAGGUUACUUAUCCUGCUGUAUUCGACCAAGGCAAAGCAACCCAUGUGGUCACAGCUGUGCUGUAUGGGGCUCAGGCUUUCUUUGUGUUUGAUCGGGAAGUUUCUUCACCUGAGAGUAUAGAAGAGAUACAGGGAAAGAUGAAACUUACGAUAGAAAAAAUACCAAAGAUUUCAGAAGAAGAUGGAGAGUCCAAAAUGGAGGAUAAGGAAAUAGAAAAGACUGAAAAAAUCACUUGUACAUUCUAUGGUGACUUUGGUCUUGAGAACAAUCCAGUUACUUAUCAAGAUGCCAUAAAAGUUUAUUCCACCCUCUCUAAGUUGCUGGGAGCCAAUGGGGAGAAGGCCAUACCAGUGACAGUCCGACUGUAUCCACUCAUCAAGCAAGAUUCCAGAGGCACUCAGCUGAUACGUGAGAUCAGCGUUGGGCUGAUUUCUAAUGUUGAAGCUGUCAUGGAGCACCUCACAGAAUUAGACACGCGGUGCAAUGACAUGAUGAAGGACAGAACUGCCACAACUUUCCCUGAAAUCAAGAGGAAAGUCCAGCAAUUCCAAGCUCUGUGUAAUCAGUACAGACAGGCUUUCCAGCAACAACUAUCAGAACUCUUACCCUGUAUCCGUGGAGGAGGAGCAGAGGAAGGGGCCCUGGGGGACAUUUUAAGCAGCAAAGAACAAUCACCAUUCAAUACUCAGCAACUCAAUGAAUUUCUGGAUACCAAGGAGCAAGAGAUGAAUUUAGUGGAUUUCUACCUUACUGUGCUACAGAAUGUGGAAGUCGUAUCCUCCAAGAGUGAACUAGAAAAAAUAGUACUCAGCCCUAAGCAUGAUUCUGUUGUGUCUUUCACACUUACUUCAUUACACAACAAAGAACAAUAUUUAUUAGAUUUGAACUUUUGGCUUAAAAGACAGUUUCUGGAGAAAAUUCAAGAAUCAGCACCAGCCAGUUCUCCCUAUGAGAAAUCAAACUCCAAACAGUGGUUUGAGGAUGAAGAGAUAAGAAGAAAAGCACGAAAAUUCACAAAGUCCUUCUUAGACUUUACUAAUGUCAAUAAAUCUCAAGCAAAGACCCGGUUCAUUGUGGCCUCCGUUCCAGAUGAGGACCAUCCAGGAGCUUCGAUUUACCUGUAUGCAGAUGGAGAGCUGGUCAGCCCCAAUUUAGAGCCUCCAUCAAAGCCUCUUCCAGCCCUGAUGGAUGGAAUCAGACAUGACCGUGUGCAGCUCACGUUUAACCCAGCAGCCUAUGGCAGGGCUGCGAUAUCCGGCUAUCGGGCAGAGUACAGAAUUGUAGGGCAGGAGAACUGGAUGGCUGUGGAUGUAAAUAACACACAAGAGACAUUCACAGUAACAGGGCUACGUGCAAACACCGAGUACCAGUUCCGAUACGCUGCAGUGAGCAAACCAGGGCUCAGCGAGAGCAGCGACGUGAGUGAUCCUGUGAAGACCCUUCCCCCUACCAGCCCGCCUGCAAAGCCUAGAAAAACUAUUGUAGGUUCAUCAGCCAUCACCCUCACCUGGGAGAGUCCAAGUAUCACUGGAGAUGGAGUCAGUAUAAGGGAGUAUAAGGUGGAAUACAAAGAGAAGACAGGAGAUACGAGUCAGGAGGGGAAAGGCAAAUGGCUGGAACGAAGGACAGGAGAGAGAACAGAGUCCUGUACCAUUGAUGGACUGAGGCCUGAGACGCCCUACAGAUUCCGAGUGUCGGCUGUGUGUGCGGACGGAGCUGUGAGUGACCCAAGCGAGGAGAGUUCUAUCUCAACGCUAAAGAAAGAUAAACAUUUAAGUAAAUCUGCGUAUUAUUCCCUCAACUACAGCCCUCUAGUGCCUGGAGCUACUGGAUCAGGGCCGGGGAGCGGCAGCCGACGCACUGGGGAAUCAGAACUGAGGAUCAUCCUCGUCGGUAAGAGUGGAGGUGGGAAAAGUGCGACAGGAAACACCAUCCUUGGGCGGGAGGAGUUUGAGUCCGUACUGGCAGCAACACCCGUUACUCAGACAUGCACUGAAGGCAGCAGGACCUGGAAUGGAAGGAAGAUUGUGGUUAUUGACACACCUGCUAUUUUUGACACUAAGGACUCUGAUGAACAAACCACCCGUGAGAUCAGUCGCUGUAUGGAGCUCUCCUCCCCAGGCCCCCACGCUCUGGUGCUGGUGACCCAGCGGGGCCAUUUCACUGAGGAAGACCAGCGCGCCGUGAGGAGAGUACAAGAGAUUUUUGGCCCCGAGGCCAUGAAGUACACAAUCGUCUUAUUCACCGGCAGAGAAGACUUACGGAGUGGAACCCUGGAGGACUAUAUCUCCCACUUGGAUCAUCUUUGGCAGCUGAUCGAACAGUGUCAGGGCCGAUUGUGCGCUUUCAACAAUAAAGCUCCAUGGGCGGAACGGACUGCCCAGGCUGAAGAGCUGCUGACUAAGAUUGCUGAUAUGGUGGAGAGGAAUAAAGACCAUCUGGUGUGUAAAGCACCUGAGAAGCUUCUAAGAGAAGGGCUGGGGAGCAGCAGCCGACGCACUGUGGAAUCAGAACUGAGGAUCAUCCUCGUCGGUAAGAGUGGAGGUGGGAAAAGUGCAACAGGAAACACCAUCCUUGGACGGGAGGAGUUUGAGUCUGUACUGGAGGCAACGCCCGUUACUCAGACGUGUAGUGAAGGCAGCAGGACCUGGAAUGGAAGGAAGGUUGUGGUUAUUGACACACCUGCUAUUUUUGACACCAAGGACUCUGAUGAACAAACCACCCGUGAGAUCUGUCGCUGUGUCGCGCUCUCCUCCCCAGGCCCCCACGCUCUGGUGCUGGUGACCCAGCUGGGCCGUUUCACUGAGGAAGACCAGCGUGCCGUGAGGAGAGUACAAGAGAUUUUUGGCCCCGAGGCCAUGAAGUACACAAUCGUCUUAUUCACCUGGAAAGAGGACUUAUGGAGUGGAACCCUGGAGGAGUAUAUCUCCCACUCAGAUAACAAACAGCUUCGGCAGCUGAUCAAACUGUGUCAGGGCCGAUACUGCGCUUUCAACAAUAAAGCUACAAGGGAUGAACGGGCUGCCCAGGCUGACGAGCUGAUGACUAAGAUUAGUGAUAUGGUGAAGGAGGAGAAUAAAGACCAACUGUUCUACACUAAUGAGGUGUAUGAAAAGGUAAAAGAUAUGUUUUGUGAGAAAGAUGAAAGACCACAUCGGUAUGCAAAAGAGAAGGCCGAGCUGAGAGAAUUGAUAGAAACACAGAAAUCCUAUGAGAAAAAACAAAAAUCCAAGGCUGAUCAAAUAAAAUUCAGUUUCUUCAGUAUUUUUUCCUAGUGCCAAAAUGUCUGAAGUGGAGAAAUGAUGGUAACUGAGCUACGUCUAUUGUCUGGUUCUCCUGUGGUUUUACCAGGCUUUGUAGAGGCUCAGGAAUUCGAGAUGGAGGGAAAAGAACUUUUAACUCUUCCUAAGUAACAUUUUCAAAGCGCCUCAGGGUGUGUCUGCACGGCAUUUUGGAGUGCGCGGGAGCACGUCUCUCAGCCCAGGUUGAUAAACGCCCGCCCAAACCCUCCGCUCCAGAACCCGAGCUUCAGCUCGAGCUGAAAUGUCCCAGAGCUGUCUCUAAAGCUGUUUUUAGAGCACUAGUGUGAGCCCUGCUAGCCCAGGCUGGGAUGCUUGCUCCAAAAUGCUGUGCAGACGUACUCCACGUGACUUCAGAGCCUAUGUCCCGUUUUCUCCAGGUCUUGGGGGACUGAGACUUUGGAGGAUUGUUCCCGACAGUCAGUGGCGUAGCCAGGUUCUAAGAGCAGGGGGAACGAACACAUUAAAAAAGGCGCCACCCGCUGCAAAGCAGUGAAGAAAAAAAAAUUAAAAAAUGCACUUCCAUCCUUUUAAAA
Chrysemys picta bellii (western painted turtle) is the source of this 4576-nucleotide messenger RNA. The record is from RefSeq and is a predicted model, not a curated record. NCBI's taxonomy places the organism in Eukaryota, Metazoa, Chordata, Testudines, Emydidae.